AGCUCGUGGGUCCUUCCGGCUGCCCUGCCCGAACUCCCGGCCCCACGUUGGGGCCGCGCUCCCUCCCCACUACCCGUCUCCCAGCAGAAAACGAAAGAAGUUGGAAUGAUGGAAGGUUUUUGAUACGACAGAGACGACCUGAAAAUCUGCUUCGUGAUGGGUGAGACAGUCUCUAGGUUUGGCUCUCAGGAUAGUGAGAGCAAAUCUAUCCUGCCCCAGGACUCAGCUGUUGGUAGUGAAGCCUCCAGUCAUUCUGUCAUCAACGGCAGCGACUCUGUUCUCUCCUGUGCGCCUUGUACAGCUGACUCAAGCUUUGUGACCUGCCCUACCUGCCAGGGGACAGGGGAGAUCCCAAGUGAGCUGGAAAAGCAGCUGGUGGCACUCAUUCCAUAUGGGGACCAGAGGCUGAAGCCCAGGAGAACGAAGCUCUACGUUUCCCUGGCUGUGUUCACCUGCCUGCUGAUGUCAGCCCUCAUCUUCUUCAUUCUGUUCCCCCGAUCCAUCGUGGUACAACCGGCUGGGCUAAGUUCUUCCAUGGUGGCUUUUAUUGAUAAUGUCAUCCUCCUUAAUGUGACGAAUGUUCUCAACAUUACCAACAACAACUACUACCCUGUCACUGUAACCUGGCUCAACAUUGAGGUACUCCACUUGUCGCUUGUCGUGGGGCACAUGGAAGAAAGCAACCUUUGGCACAUUGGCCCUUUGAGCAGUGAACAGAUAUUCUAUGCAGUCACCAGCAAGAUAGCUGAUGAAAACACAUACAACAUCUGUACCUGGUCGAAAAUCAAAGUCCAUAAUGUACUUCAGCACAUAGAGGGCACCCUGACCUGCUCCUACCUGAGCCAUACGGAGCAACUGGCUUUCCAAAGCUAUGACUACGUGGACUGUAGGGGCAAUACAUCACUCCCUCACUCGCUGGUCCCUCACCCAUCAUGAUGUUGCCUGCUGUCCACAGCUCCCUAAUCUCCUGCCUUCCUGCUAUUGCCUUCAUCUGCCAAAGGACUGGAUUCCAUUGGCUAUUUUUUUUUUCUUUUGGUCUAUGAGUGAAGAACCCAGCUUUGUUCUUCUUUCCCCACCCCCUGGAUUGCCUGUGGAAACAAGGUCCUGGCAAUUCCAGGAGCUGCUAACAGUGAUUUUGACCCGUCUCAAGGGCCUCUCACCAGACCAAAUAGUACUCAGGUUAAAAGGCUGGCCUAGGAUAUUCUCCAAGUCAGGGUCUCUGUCCCAGGGCAACUCUUUAUUCUGCUCCUCCACAGAAAAACAUAGAGGCUUCCUGUUCUUCACACACUUCAUUUUUUUUUUUAACAAAAAUUCUACACUGAGAUGAAGACACAGUGAUGGUUAGGUUCUUAGUUGUAUGUGGAGACAGCUGUGGUUUAAUGUGAAUUUUUUUUAAAAAAAUGUUUUAUUUUUAGCAAGUGCACUCUCAGUUUGCUCCUUCCUGCUAAAUGAGAGGAAGGGCUUUGGGGUCUAAUAUGCCUCAGACUAUGAGAGUUAGGGAACCCCUCUUCUUUGUGGUAGAAUCAUGUGCCUAUUCAAAAGUCUUGAUAAUGGAUCUUGGGAAAAGUUAAAUGACGGGAAAUAUAGUUACACAUUGGUAGUUAUCCUGGGCCUGUAUCUGCUGGAUUGCCUCAUUUAAGAGAGAUCCUGUGAGUUUUCUUCCUCUUAACCCCUGCCCUAUGUUCCUGGAGCAUGUGGCUAGAAACCCCUGAGCACUGAAUCAUGUGAGAGGAUUAAAAUGGCAGACAGCCAGGACCUGCCUUUCCCUUAGUACUUUGUACUCUGCCAUUGAAGGGGUUGAGCCAGCCAGUUACUGUCUGCAGCCAGGCUGCUAUAACUCUGAGGGGGGCAGUCCAGAGGUAUUCAACACAGGCCACUUGUUCCUAACUGCCCAGUAUUCCUCGCUAAGAGUUCUCUCUCCCUUUCUGCUUCAGCUAACACUCCUCCCCUGCUUUGUAAAAAUUGCCAUAUUCGAUUCCUCUGAAGCCGGUGAUGAGUCAGAUAUGAAGGCUCAGGGACAAGGGCUCCCCUGGGAUUUCCACAAAGUACAGGGAAGGCAUGGCCUUCACAGCUUUUGAAACAAUGCUGAAGCCACUUUCAAAAUAUAAAAGGAAGACAAGCAAGCAGGCAGAUCUGUGGUCUCUCCUUGGUGGUUUUAUCUCUGUUCUGUUUGAAAGGCUAACCUCAGUGGUGGAGAUAGGAGUUUUACUGCCACUGACUAGCCUUGACCUGUUACCUGAACCUGCUAAGGAGAGAAAGGGUGUCAUGGGUUGGUUUUUUGUUUUGUUUUGUUUUGUUUUUAAUCUUUUUUGGAGGGGAGGAGGGAUGGGUGGAUCCAUCUUCAAAAUGGAUUUGUCAGACAUGAGGCAGGAUACAAGGCGCUGUUGAAAACAGCCUCUCUUCUCAGAAAUAUCUGAGUUGGUCCCUCCCUUAUGUCAGGGCUUCCCUCAGACUCUUCAGGGAUCAGCUUUUCCAGAGACUUUUUGACAUUAUGAAGUUGGGGGCUGGGGGAGUAGGGGGAGAGGGAUUUAUCCUCACCCUUUCUUUCUGUUGUGAAGCCAGAAUUAAACUGAAGCCUAAAAUAAAUCGCCAAGACUGGCCUGUAAAUCAA
Messenger RNA from Vombatus ursinus (common wombat), 2611 nucleotides. RefSeq names its product transmembrane protein 106A (gene TMEM106A). Lineage: Eukaryota; Metazoa; Chordata; Mammalia; Diprotodontia; Vombatidae. The record is from RefSeq and is a predicted model, not a curated record. The transcript has 9 exons. Bases 157 to 936 code for a protein of 259 amino acids.